Messenger RNA from Mesorhabditis belari, 900 nucleotides. The record is from the annotation of a GenBank genome assembly. Lineage: Eukaryota; Metazoa; Nematoda; Chromadorea; Rhabditida; Rhabditidae.
AUGAGCAACGCGUUGCCGAGAAUAAUUUUUGUUUUAUGGAGUGCAAUUUUUACAACAACAUUCGCUAAUUAUUGCCCGAAUGGGGCAUUCGAUUAUGGAGGAUUAGGGGAGUGUGUUCUCGCUGUCGAUGCUCCUACAUCAUUUGACAUGGCUCAAGCAACAUGUAAGGCCCUUGGUGGACAGCUAAUUCAGAUUAACUCGGAGACGGAAAAUUUUAUGGCUGUGGUUGCGGCAGUGAAAACUCUUUCUGGUACUCAAACGACAGCUUUGAUUGGAGUGGUGAACAAAAAUAAUCAAUCGCGAAUCAAUGCUGAUGGAACUGUGCUGAACUAUUGGCGUUUUGCUUCUGCGGAUGAAUACUCGAAGCCCGAUGGGUGCACCGUUCUCAACUUCACCGAUUUCAAUUGGUAUUCGGCUAGUUGUGCCACAUCGAAUCCAUUCAUCUGUGCAUUCUCUGAUCAAGGAGGAGCACAAUGCUCAUCGGGUUGGACUUUCAACGAACUAACCGGGAAAUGUUACUACUUGCAGAACGUUUUGCAAAACGAUUCAAUCCCAAUGUAUACUCGAUCAACAGCCGAGACUAUGUGCCAAUCAAUGGGCGCUCAUUUGGCAUCGAUUCACUCGGAUGCUGAGGAUAUUUUUAUAAGAAAUCUUGCUGCAACAAGUCGAAAAGAUGAAAUGUGUGUGGAUUGGGGUGUCGUCAUUGGGGCGACGUGUAGUGAGACGGAAGGGAAAACUUGGACCGAUGGAUCGCCAUUCAACUACGAUCUCACCGAUGGGGAGUGUGCUGAGAGUUACACGAUCGUGAACGACGAGCACUGUCGGGGAAGUCUUCAGAAUAUUUGGGACAGCCAUGACAAUUUCAAAUACGCUCGUUUCGUUUGCAAAAAGGAUCCACAA